AAUAGGCGGUACCGACGAAUCAUUGCGCGUUGCGAUGCGUGGCUUGCCAAGUCAACUCAAUUUUACGGUGAGCCGCCUGGGAGUGAACCAGGUUCUGCUGUCGAGGAGUGCGGUACUCAGUCAUCGACGUCGUCAGCGGUGGUGGCUGAUGAAUCGGUCUCUCAGGUGGCAGCCAAACAGGCAGUCGGAGUGGAAGAUGCGCAUAAUCUGAGAGACGCGGAUAGGAUUGCCAACUUGGAGUGUGAGCUGGCUGAACUUCGAGCCCAGCUAGCUGAAUUGGUGUUUCAGCAGGAGCGUGACCGUAUGGGUUUUCCUGCCACCGCAACUGUUGGCGCUAAGACAUUAGCGGCAAGGGACUGUUAUCGUGUGAUCAGCGUUAAUGCCGUUGUAACGUCGCCUCCCACUGCCGUCGACGAGGGAUUCAGUGACUCGGGGGUGGUGGAAACUGCCUCCUCGGGGCUUCUUGUGCCACCAUCACAACCCACGCUUUCGGAGUCUGUUCAUCAUCCUCCUCCUGCUCCUGCUCCUCCUCCUCCGCCGCCGCCACCGCCACCACCACCGCCACUGACCUUCGAUUGGCGCAGUAAACUACUGGAAAAGAGGGGUCUUGCUCCGUCGAAACCGCCUCAACCAGCAGCUAGAGGUGAUAUGUCACAAGUCUUAAAGGAACUUACUUCCGGUGUCAUUAAGCUCCGCUCUGUGCGCCGUUCGACUGGUGGAACGCCUAUCCGAGAACGGGAUGUUGAUCCCAGGUAG
Molecule: messenger RNA, 756 nt
Organism: Hydatigera taeniaeformis
Lineage: Eukaryota; Metazoa; Platyhelminthes; Cestoda; Cyclophyllidea; Taeniidae
Source: the annotation of a GenBank genome assembly